UGUGUCGUGAUAUGUAUUUCUGAUAGAACUUAAAACUGACUCAAUCCAAAAUGGCGGAGCCAGAGGAAGUCAUGACUACAGCCGAGGUGAAAGUGGCCAACAAAGGGAGUGUACUCUCGCAUUGCUUGAAAGCCCUUAAGGCUUUGAACAGUCGCUCUGGGUCAUCGGUGCCUGCGAUUGCAAACUUCAUCAAGUCCUCCGGCUACGAGGUGACCGACAUGACCCGCAUGAAAAAGCUUGUGCUACGCGCACUCAAAGUGGCGAUGGGCACGGGUGACGUUGUACAAGUGAAGCGCUCCUUUAAAAUGUCAGCGACGGCAAAGGCGGAAUCCAAAGCCAUGGAAAAGAUGAAGGCCAAUCAGCAAAAGAAAUUGGACAAAGCAAAGGCUAAGGAGCAAAAAGCUAAGACCAGAACAAAGCCAGCGACUAAGAAGGACAGCGAAAAGACGCCAGAUUCGGCAGGUGCAGAGACUGCAAAGCCAAAGCAGCGUAAAAAGAAGCCAUCGGAGCGCCACACAAAUGAGCCCGCAAAGAAAAAGUCGACCGCAAAGAUAGCUGCAGUUGGUGGGAAGAUGAAGCCUGAAUUGGUUGCGGGUGAGUCAGACCAGACCACCCCUAAGAAGCCCAAAAAAGCCCAGCCAAAAGUUAAGUCUGCAAGUGCCAAGACAAAGGCUUUGGACAACGAGAUUAGUGCAGCGUCCAAAUUGAAGACGCCACGAAAGUCAAUUGGAAGCCUGACAAAGAAGGUAAACAGGCCAAAGAUACAGAACAAAUCCAUUAAAAAGUUGGUGGCCGGCAGAAAAAGCUUUGACGAUCCGGAAUCUGAUCUGACUGAUUCAGGACCAGCUGAGGCCUCAACCCCAUUAAGCCCAACUAAGCAGAAACGUAUGGCCAAACAGAUUAAGUAGCUAAACGAAUUCUAUAUAAUCUGUUAAGUUUAAAGUUAAAUUUUGUUUUGUA
Drosophila navojoa is the source of this 960-nucleotide messenger RNA. RefSeq names its product Histone H1 variant BigH1 (gene BigH1). Lineage: Eukaryota; Metazoa; Arthropoda; Insecta; Diptera; Drosophilidae. Gene Ontology annotation, cellular component: nucleosome. The record is from RefSeq and is a predicted model, not a curated record. Gene Ontology annotation, biological process: nucleosome assembly. Gene Ontology annotation, molecular function: DNA binding.